AUGUUCAGCAGACUUGUGAAAGGGUGGAAGAAGAAAUGGGUUCCUCUCGCAAACCCUAACAAAUCAAAUUCCAACAAUAACAGUCACUCCCAUCUCCUCCGUUACAAAUGGACUCCAAUAACGCCGCUUUCCCACGGCGCAGAGGCCGCAACUCCGCCAACUUCUAAUCAAGAUGUCACUUCAGUCGUUGUGACGCCGCCUUCUGCAGCCGAGGAGUCGGAUGAUGAGAGAAAGUCUGAAGAUGCUAGCACAUCUUUGCAGCCAGCUCAAGGUAAUGAUUCUGAUAGAAACCCUGAAGGGAGUGAUGCCUUGAUGGAAGAAGCUCAGGUGUCGAAGAAAGAACAAACACAAAGUGAAGAUGCCAAAGAGACCAAUCUUGACUUGAGGUUAGGCUUAAGAGCUUGUGAUGAUGAUCAUGUAAAUGAUCCCAAAGCUGCUGGGAAAAGCGUUGGCCUGCCUGAAAAGUUUAGCUCAGUUGAUGUUACAACAAUUAAAUCUUCAGCUAAUUCAGAAUCUGAAUCUAGAAAGAGGAAUUCUUCUUCUGCAACUAAUUUGGAGAUGAGACUGUGA
Molecule: messenger RNA, 570 nt
Organism: Phalaenopsis equestris
Lineage: Eukaryota; Viridiplantae; Streptophyta; Magnoliopsida; Asparagales; Orchidaceae
Exons: 2
Coding region: 1-570 (189 amino acids)
Source: RefSeq, a predicted model, not a curated record